Molecule: messenger RNA, 5719 nt
Organism: Oryzias melastigma (Indian medaka)
Lineage: Eukaryota; Metazoa; Chordata; Actinopteri; Beloniformes; Adrianichthyidae
Gene: rab11fip5b
Product: rab11 family-interacting protein 5
Exons: 6
Coding region: 369-4379 (1336 amino acids)
Biological process (GO): regulated exocytosis
Cellular component (GO): early endosome; mitochondrion; recycling endosome
Molecular function (GO): small GTPase binding
Source: RefSeq, a predicted model, not a curated record
GGGAGCGAACAAAGCUCCGGCUGCUCUCCGGCUGCUCUGCGGCUGUCUGCGGGCCUCUGUCUGCCGUGAAGGAGGGCGGGUCGGCAGCAGCAGAUUUUGGGCAGCAGCUGACGGUGCCGCUCUUCCUCCCUUCCCCGGAUCCUCUCUGCUCGCCUAACGUGAUUUGCACUAAUUGGAUCCGGAGCGGACGGCGGGCUGUGCGGGGAACGGUGACCUCUAGUAAACCUGGUGACGCUCGUCCGGGUUUGGGGCAGUUUCUGCGCGUUAUUGCGCAGCGCGGACACUGACGCAGCGAGACGGGGGGGGAUGACCAACUGAUCGGGCGCAUCCGUAGGUGAAACUGCGCACUAAAGGCGCAUCCGUGCAAGAUGAUGUCGCUGAUAGAUCUGGAUGAUGACCAGAGGUGGGUGCCCACGCACGUGAAUGUCACCGUGCUCCGCGCGCGCGGACUGCGCACCAAGGGCAAGCACGGCAGCCGCUACCUCUACACCAUCAUCCAGCUGGGGAAGGAGAAGUACACCACCGGGCUGGUGGAGAAGGCGGAGGUGCCCGUGUGGAAUGAGGAGUGCUGCUUCGAGCUGCUCCCCGGAGUCCUGGAGGACGGGGGCCGCGGCGCCUACCCCCCGGGGAGCGGGGACCUGGUCCUCACGGUCAUGCACCGGGUGCUGAUCGGGUUGGACGUGUUCCUGGGUCAAACCAUCAUCCCUCUGGACAGGAGCUUCCAGGACGGAGUGUGUCCCAGAGAAGAAUGGUUUAAGCUGAACUCUAAGGCUGGGAGGAAGGAGAAGGAGCGUGGCGAGCUUCAACUCACCGUCCAGUUCACUCGCAACAACAUGACAGCCAGCAUGUUCGAUCUCACCAUAAAGGACAAGCCCCGGUCUGCAUUUGGCAAGCUCAAGGACCGCGUCACCGGGAAGAAGAGAGGGGACAUGGAGUCUUCUUCGGCCAUCGUGCCAGGUCGCUACGCCGCCCUGUCGGGAUCCGUGGGGCCGCCCUUUGGAGAGGAGGUCGGGGGACCGGCAGAGCCAGAGAUAUCCGAGGAGAAGAGGAACAAGAUGAAGGAUUUCUUCAAAGGGAGGCUGAGAAAGUCGUCAGACACCAGGUCAUGCUCGUCCCUGGCUUCAGAGAGCAGUAUGUCUUCCAUGACCAGCGACAACCUCGGCCCCCCACCCAGUCUGGAUCUGCUGUCCGAUCCCCCCAGCUCUCCCAUCUACACGAGCAAAGUGAGAGUCAACUCCCAGUAUGGAGACGCAGAUUUAGCCAAGAAAGUCCUCACAAGUCAGCACACCACUAAGGUUCUGACACACAAGCGAGCUUUCAGCGAUGAAGCCGGAAUGAUCACAGCAGCCUUCCCUCCACCAAACGCUGCGGUGGAGACUCUCAAAGGCCACACCAUGACUCAGUCCAAGUCUUCGUUGUGCAUAAACGGAAGCCACGUCUACGACUCGGAGCCAUCCACUCCGAAAAGCUCCGGUCCGCUCCCGACCAAGCUGGUUCUUCUGGAAAAGUGCUCGCCCCUGUCCCGCUCCCUGCAGAACCUCACUAAAAGAGGAGAGGACAAAGGCUCCUUUGCGGAAGGUCGACGUUGGUCCUUCGACAAGCUGAAGAAGGAGGAGAAAGAGGAAGAGAAGAGCGCUCAGGGUUCCUCCGCCCCUCAGCAGGAGGCGUCGGCAGGAGGGCGCCCCAUGCAAGCGGCCACGCCAAUCGUCUCUGCUGCCGUGUCGCCCGACAAAGGGAGGAAACUCCGAUUGUUCUCGUCAGGUAGAAGCGAUUCCCUCCCGGCUAAGACGGACACGAACCAGAGCGGUUCUGCUGCUGAGGGGAGGCUCAGGGGCUGGUUCGGCUCUGGUGACUCCCAGAACAAACCCAGGCUGGAAGUUUCUCCUAAUGUAGAAAGCAGCUCAGAUGCACCCCUUCCCGCCCCUCCUUGCUCCCCUGUACCUCCUCAGUGCUCCUCACCCCCUGCCUCCCCUUCCAGCCAUGCCUCACCUGACGACUGCAGUCACAUUAACCUCUUCACCCCUUCUCCUUCGCCUUGCUCGCCCCCCCUCUCACCUUCCAACCCUUUCUUCCAACACAUGCAGCGCAACCCCUUUUUUGAGGCUCUCAUAGCUGAAGAGUUGCAGACGUCGCCUACUUUCAGGUCGUGCUCCUCUUCCCGCUUCCGCGACGCCGCUGGUCCGGCUCAGUGCGGAGCAGCCGGCGGCGCUUCGGGAGUUAGCUCUUCAAAUGCGGCUUCCAUAAAACGGGAGCGCCCGCGGCCGGUCACCAAGCAGGGAUCGGUUCCCGCUUUACACAAAGCAGCCCUCUCCGAGUCCCCCGACCACUGUGCCUCUCAGGCCACGCCAGACAGUGCAGCAGAGUGGGAGGAGUCUUUUGAUGCCUUUGCCUCCAGCAGGCUGAACUCUCCUAAAGAUGGUGCUCCUUCAAAACAGCAAAAAGCCAAAACAAGUUCAGUUAACAACAACAUCUAUGCACAAGAUCUGCAAGCAGUAAAAGAGGAGCCUCCUCCUUUACCCCCAAGGCGACUACUAAGGACUCCAGUGAAUGAGAUUUUCUCUGACGGCUGGCUGCACAGAGGUCAGGAACUGGCUGUCCAUAAGGAAGCCUACCUCCUCUCCCAGACUGGAGUGGCUUCCCUGCAACGCGGCAAAGAUGCUGAAUGCAAGCCAAGCAGGACAUCUCCGGACCCACACACUUGCAGGGAGGUGUCCGACCCUACCGCUCACACAAACGCCAGCUCGCCUGGAGUCACCCCUGAAGAGCAGUUCAGGAAGUUCAAGUACAAACCACUGGAAGAUGACAGUCACUGCUGGGCAGGCAUGCUGUACGAGCAAGACUUGUUUGGACACGUGUUCAGAGGAAAGGCUAUGGUGGACGGUGACUUUUUCUCAAUGACCGCAGAGGGAACUGCUGGAAAUAAGAUCAAAUCCAACCCUCUGGACAGCGAGGUACUAGUCUGUGAGCAGAGCAACACUUCUACCACUCCUUCCAAAGAACCAGAUAGUUCUAGCACUCAAGAACAGGAGAUAACAGAAUCAGAUCUACAUAAAAUCACAUGCCUUAAUACCAAUAUGUAUUAUUCCUUAACUUUGGGAGAUCUGAACAUGAAUGUGAACAAUUCCGACUUUGAUUUUAUUGACUCUGACGGAUCUUCUCCCUCAGAUGUAACUGAAAGUCACAAAAACAAACAUUCAGGUGAGACUUUUACAUUUAAAGAUUCACAGGUAUCUGUGUACAACAACAGACCUGAGGACAUUUUCACUCUGAAAGAAACCUACAUACCUACAACAAACUCCUCUUUUGAAGUUACUCCAUCUUUGAAUAAACUUAAAUCACCUCCAAUUUGCCAAGACAACCAUCAGUGUGAGCAGACCAACAGGGUCGACUCAUUAACCACUCCAUUUAACGUUAGGACAGACUGUAAAGAACAGGAAAAACAAAAUGAAUGUAGCAAAACCAGUAAAGAUUGUGAUGACAACGGGAAUCCGCAACUCGAGUCAGCCAAACCCAACCUGAAUCCGUCAUUUUCAGGUGUUGCUAGCGCACGGAUCAGACCAAAGGGAACAUCCCGACAAAACAGCAACGACAGCCCGAAAAGCCAAAGCAAAAACGGGGACAGAGACUUGGAGCAGUUCUUGUCUCUCGUUCAGAACCCUCCAGAAAGGGGUGGAGACCACCACAGAUCUGAGAAACCUUCAGAGAUCAGCUUUGAAGACCUCCACGCACACGUGGCACCCAACUGCAGAACCCCCGUCAAGUCAAAGAUUGAAGAAUCUUUGACGGAGCUUGAACGUUGCCCUUACAACACCCCACCUGUGCUCUGUUUGUUAGCUCAUACCCCUACCUGCUCCCCAAAACCUCCCUCCAGCGGGGGGUCCCACUCCUCCUCUAACACCGACCAGCCCCUGAUCCAUGCACGCCACUCACCUCCGCCUGAGGAGACACAGCCUGCUCGUAAUCUUCCCCUCCAGCAGAGCAGGCCUCACCCUGUGAAGCCUUUAACAUCCACCCAAUCGGAAAAGAAGGAGAGUCGCUCAGUUCUCGACAAGCUCAGGUCUACCAUCACUCCUGGACGCUCCGCCCAGCAGGCCUCAGCCGAACCUGAGAAGAGUCAGGCGGAGGCUCUGGAAAUGGCGACCCACUAUCAACACCUGACCAACAUGGAGCUGAUCUCCCUCCUGCUGCAGCAGGAGAUGGACAUGCAGAAGCAGCAGGCGGCCUCAGAACAGCAGGGGGCGCAGCUGGAGAAGUGUGAGACCGAGCUGAGAAAGGUCAAAGCACAGGUUCGAGACCUGGAGGACUACAUUGACAAUCUGCUUCUGAGAAUCAUGGAGCAAACACCCACUCUGCUGCAAGUGCGCGGGAGACACAAGUGAGGCUGGUGUGACACUGUUCAUGAGCGACACUCGUUGUUCUGGAGGCAGUUCCACAGGUUCUGAGAGGUUCUCACAGUCAUCCAGGUUUUUCUCACCACUAAUACUGCCCUGUUGAUGCAGACGAGCCAUUCCUCACCAUGCAUGCAGGUUAAUAUUCAUGCUGGGCAAACAUAAAAAAAGCAUAGCAGCCUGCUUUGAUAGAUCGCUUUCAGAAAAGCAGAUCUUGAUUGUAGAGUAAGUUUAGAUAGCUUAAAUCUAUAUCUGCUUUCACAGGCUUAGAAUAAAAAAAGGCUUUUUGGGGCUAAAAUUCAUUCCUAGCUUUAAAAAGCAAUCUUUAAAAAAAGCUUUUUAUUGAUCCUCUGAGUUAAAUGUCACAAAUAUCUGUUAGUCCGAUGAACGACUGGGAAACAUAUGUCUUAUGAAUUAGUAAUUGUGGGUUGUUUUUUUUAAUAUUUUAUUUUAUGAUACCUCUCCCCUGAAAUUCAGGAUUAACUUUAGAAAUAUUGAUGCAGUAAAUUAUGAUCACAUUUAUGAUCCAAUUGUUUUGUCAUAUAGCAACACUGUAGUACUACUGUAGCAUCCUGCAAUGCUUUAUUAUGACCGCAGUACUGUAAUAAAAAGAAGCGCACACAAACUUUGCAUAUUAUUUAUUCUUUUUUUUUCUCAUCGGCUUUGUGAUGGAUGUUUAACAUUGAUGCUGAUCAAUUCUCGGAUGAGCUGCAGAGCCCCCCCAUUCCCAUGCACUUAGUGUUUACGAUCACAGGAAGUCCUGCGGCAGCAAUAACCCCGUCUCUCCACCAGAGUGCAGCCCUGACUGCGCAGUUUUGUCUCUGCUGCUUCAGCAUCCCUCCAGUGCUGACUUUCACUAGAAGAGUCUUCCUAAACCAUUUGGUCCAAAUGGGUCCUUUUGACAUUGAUGUAAAGCACCAGCUAUUCAUGCACCAUUUGUCCAAGGUAAAAACCUUUUUUUUUCUUUUUUUUUUACUUUUUGUGAAAAAAGUCUUGCAGGAAAUUGAAAAAUGAAGCCUUUUUUGCCAAGAGUUUGUCCACCUUUUGCAUAAUUUCUGCAAUAAAAAUUGUUUUCAUAUAAUAGAGUUUAAGAGAUCAUCAAUGCAAUGUGUUUAAAGCAGCUUAAUGAUGUAGUUUAUACAAAAGUUGUAUUUUUUUGAAGGGUUUUGUUACAGUCAGGUCUCACUGCACACCAGAUUCAAUGAUUCAACACUAAUCUGCUGUUUAAUUUACUUGUUUUAUAUUUUAUUUAUUUAUUUUCUGUUCUUUUGUACAGCAGUUUGUGUUACCAGGCAUGAAAAGUGAUACAAAUAAAGAUUGAUUUGGUUUGA